UUUCUAUCCUCUGACCUUUUCAUUCUCAUUUCCUCUGUUAGUUUUCUGUUUCAAUUCCUAGAUUUUGAUUGCUGUUCUAUUGAUGAGGUAAUGUUCUUUUGAUUUGAUUCAUUUCCAUAACCUGGAAAAUGAGCCACGGGCUAGAUGAUGUCGACGCUGAUGCCUUGUCUGCUCUGGCCAACGCUCCUCCUCCGUCCACUGCCGGUAACAGGAAAGCACAUUCCCAACAGCUCCGUACCAACACGGGUACAAACUUCAAACGUCAUCCAAAACACCGGAAACAUAGUCUUGAUGAGGCCCGUAUAAGCGCGGCUGUAGAUGGUUUUCAUAAUCCUUCAGACGACGAAGAUGAUCAUGAUUUUUACCCUUAUGCCACCUCAGAUCACAACCAAAAUUACUUUUUACAAGGAAGUAAUAGUAUCAAUAGCAACAAUAACAUUAAUAGUUCAUCAUCUUCAGAUGAACACCCCUUGUCAGAGUUUUCAGCAACCGGGGGUGGGUCAGGCUUUUUUAAAGCACCUUCAAGAUCAGCCGUCCAUCCUGGCCGUCCUACUGCCCUUGAGCUGAGACCCCACCCGUUAAGAGAAACUCAAGUUGGAAGGUUCAUUCGGACCAUUGCUUGUACAGAGACCCAAUUAUGGGCUGGUCAGGAAUCUGGGGUUAGGUUUUGGAAUUUUUGUGAUUCGUUUGAACCGGGAUUGGGGAUUGGUGGACGGGCUCGACGUGGUGAUGAAGAUGCAGCUCCAUUCUAUGAGUCUGCAAACACAUCACCAACCACUUGUUUGACGAUCGAUUGCGCGAAUAAAUUGGUUUGGAGUGGUCAUAAAGAUGGGAAAGUUAGAUCAUGGAAAAUGGAUCAGAAGCCCAUUGAUGAUGCUCCUUUUAAAGAAGGUCUUUCAUGGCAGGCUCACCUCCGUGGCCCAGUUCUUUCCAUGGUGACUUCUUCUUAUGGUGAUAUAUGGACGGGUUCUGAGAACGGAGUGAUAAAGAUUUGGCCAUGGGAAGCAGUUGAAAAGUCACUAUCGUUAUCACCUGAAGAGCGUCACAUGGCUGCCUUGCUAGUGGAACGGUCGUGUAUUGACCUUAAAAGCCAAGCAACUGUUAAUGGGGUCUGUCACAUAUCUUCUUCAGAUGUCAAGUAUCUGUUGUCGGAUAAUGUGAAAUCUAAAAUAUGGGCAGCUGGGUCUCUCUCUUUCUCAUUAUGGGAUGCUCGUACGAGGGAACUUUUGAAGGUUUACAAUGUAGAUGGGCAAAUUGAUAAUAGAGUUGAUGCAUCUACGGAGAGAGAUCAACCACUAGAAGAAGAAUCUAGUGUAAAAGUUGGAUCCAAAUCCAAGAAAGAAAAACAACAAGGAGGUAGUUUUUUACAAAGGUCACGCAACGCUCUAAUAGGAGCAGCAGAUGCAGUUCGCCGAGUGGCAACAAAGGGAACUGGGGCAUUUGCAGCUGAAGAUGCUAAAAAAACCGAAGCACUUUUGCUUGCUCAUGAUGGAACAAUUUGGACCGGAUGUUCAAAUGGUUUACUUGUGCAAUGGGAUGCUAAUGGAACUCGUUUGCAUGAUUUUCAUCACCAUCAUUGCGCGGUUCUUUGUUUUUGCACUUAUGGGCCACGGAUAUGGAUUGGGUAUGUGAGUGGUAUGGUCCAGGUGAUAGAUCUUGAGGGUAAUUUGAUUGCGGGUUGGAUUGCUCAUAAUGGUCCUGUUAUAAAACUGGUAGUUGGGAAUGGGGCGGUUUUUAGUUUAGCUACCCAUGGUGGUAUACGAGGGUGGUACAUUUCAUCUCCUGGGCCUCUUGAUAACAUUUUAAGACCAGAGUUAGCUAAAAUGGAACACAUGUAUAACACACUCGAAACAGUUAAGCUUAUGGUUGGGACAUGGAAUGUUGGACAAGGAAAGCCCUGCCAAGAAGCACUAAUCUCGUGGAUUGGAUCUCAGGCUUCUGAUGUCGAUAUUAUAGUUGUUGGCUUGCAAGAGGUGGAAAUGGGGGCUGGAUUUCUUGCAAUGUCUGCUGCAAAAGAAACCAUAGGUGUUGAAGGGAGUUCUAAUGGACAGUGGUGGCAAGAUGCCAUAGGGAAAGCUAUGGGUGAAGGAUCUACUUUUGAACGUGUAGGAUCUAGGCAGCUUGCGGGCCUGCUCAUAGCCAUUUGGGUAAGGAAGAGUCUUAGAACACACGUAGGGGAUCUUGAUGUUGCAGCAGUUGCUUGUGGCCUGGGUCGCACGUUUGGCAAUAAGGGGGGCGUAGGGUUGAGAUUAAGAGUUUAUGACAGAAUAAUGUGCUUUGUAAACUGCCACCUGGCUGCGCACUUGGAAGCAGUCAACCGUCGGAAUGCUGACUUCGAUCACAUUUACCGAAAUAUAGCAUUUGGGCGAUCAAUCAAUAACGCUUCUGGUAUGCUGCGAUACCUGUUUUUGUGUUGCUCUCUUGCCUUCUCCACAUAUUUAUUUUGGGUGCUUUAUUCUUCCUUUGCCUUGCCAUGGUUGGUGCUCAUUCUUACAGCUGGUGUGUCUUCUACCGCCCAAAUGCUUCGUCCUGCUACCUCUGUGGCUAUCAAUCCUGACGAGGGGAAGCCAGAUCUGGCAGAAGCGGAUAUGGUUAUCUUUUGUGGCGACUUCAAUUACCGACUUUUUGGAAUAACUUAUGAUGAAGCACGGGAUUUUGUUUCUCAAAGGAGUUUUGAUUGGCUAAGAGAAAAGGACCAGUUGAGAGCAGAAAUGAAAGCCGGGAAAGUCUUUCAGGGAAUGAGGGAGGGCCUCAUCAGAUUUCCUCCAACUUAUAAGUUUGAGAGAGGGAAACCAGGUUUAGGAGGAUACGAUUCUGGGGAGAAAAAGCGUAUUCCAGCAUGGUGUGAUAGGAUAUUAUAUAGAGACAACCGUUCUUCACCAACAUCAGAAUGCAGUUUGGCAUGCCCUGUUGUUGCUUCGAUCUGGCAGUACGAAGCUUGCAUGGAUGUAAUAGAAAGUGAUCACAAACCAGUUCGCUGCAAAUUUAAAGUCCAGAUUGCUCAUGUUGAUAGAUCAGUUAGAAGACAAGAAUUUGGGAAAAUAUUCAUGUCCAAUGAGAAAAUAAGAGCCAUACGUGAAGAACUACGGUGUGUUCCUGAAACUUCACUCAGUACAAACAAGAUAGUCCUUCAAAAUCAAGAUACACAGUCUUUAACAAUCACCAACAGAAGCAACAAAGAAGAUGCGAUUUUUCAAAUUUUAUGUGAUGGUCAGUCUGCCAUUAAAGACGGUGAAGAACCAGAGUAUAGGCACAAAGCUUCAUUUGGCUUUCCUCGGUGGCUUGAGGUAACCCCGGCUGUGGGCAUAAUAAAACCCGGGAACUCGACAGAAAUCUCAAUACACCAUGAUGACACAUAUUCUGAAGAUGACCCAGCCUCACAAUAUUGGCAUUCAGAAGACACUCGUGACAAAGUAGUUAUCUUAUCGGUAGUAAUUAGAGGCAGCCGAUCAACUGAAACAAAAAGUCACCAAUGUCAUGUACGCAACUGUUACUCUCCGAAGAGCACAGUGCACCAUGAACCAUCAACAAAAGGUCACGGUUCCAAAAAACAUCUAGGUUCUCAUCACCGAUCUUCCGCUAAGCACUUUGAUAAGGGUGAUGAUCAUCAUCGAAGUAGACACGAACAUUGAAUUAAGCUAGCUAGCUAGUACAGAAUGAAAUAUAGACAAGAAUCUGCUCUGCUACUUUGCUUCUAUUGAUGUAUAUAGUAAAUACUACAAUGCUGAUGCAGUGCCAGAUUAUAAGAUCCUU
This is a messenger RNA of Erigeron canadensis, 3753 nucleotides long. Its product is annotated as type I inositol polyphosphate 5-phosphatase 13-like. The record is from RefSeq and is a predicted model, not a curated record. Gene Ontology annotation, molecular function: phosphatase activity; protein binding. Bases 129 to 3632 code for a protein of 1167 amino acids. The transcript is spliced from 10 exons. Gene Ontology annotation, biological process: phosphatidylinositol dephosphorylation. Lineage: Eukaryota; Viridiplantae; Streptophyta; Magnoliopsida; Asterales; Asteraceae.